AUGUGGCAAGAACUUAUUAGACAUAAGAGAAUUCAUACUGGAGAAAAACCCUACAAAUGUGAAAAAUGUGUCAGAGGCUUCAGAAGCUUCCCAGACCUUAGCAGACAUAAGAUAAUUCAUACUGGAGAGAAACCCUACAAAUGUGAAGAAUGUGGCAGAGGCUUUACAAGCUUCUCAGAUCUUACUAGACAUAAGAGUAUUCAUACUGGGGACCCUAUAAAUGCAAAGAAUGUGGCAGAGCCUUUAAUAGCUUCUCAGACUUUACUAAACAUAAGAGAAUUUGUACUUGAGGGAGACCUUAUAAAUGUGAACAAUGUGGUAAAGCCUUUAUCUGCUUCUCAAACCUUGUUAAACACAGGAGAAUUCACAUUGCAGAGAAACCCUACACAUGUGAAAAGUUUGGUAGAGUCUUUAAGCUUCUCAGAACUUACUCAACAUAAGAGAAUUCAUACUAUACAGAUACCUUAUAAAUGUGAAGAAUGUGGCACAGUCUGUAGGUGUUUCUCAGGCCUUACUCUACAUGAGAGAAUUCAUACUGGAGAGAGACCUUAUAAAUGUGAAGAAUGUGGUAUAGACUAUAGGUGGUCCUCAGACCUUAGAAAACAUAAGAGAAAUCAUACUGGAGAAAAACAUUACAAAUGUGAAGAUUGUGGCAAAGCCUAUGUGUACUCAGAACUUACUAAUCACAAGAGAACUCAUACUGGAAAUAAGCCCUAUGCAUGUGAAGAAUGUGGCACAGCCUUUUCCCACCCCUCAACCCUUUUCAACCACAGGAGAAUUCAUACUGGAAGGAGGCCUUACAAAUGUGACAUGACAAUUAUUGGCCUAAAGGGAGAUGAGCUCCUGGCAUCAUUUCCUUGUAGCAUAUUGUGGUCCUCAACCUACCUACAAAGAUUCAACUGAAAGUCUCAGCUGGGAACUGUACAAGGCCUGGCAGGAAGAAUGGGGUAGAAUCCUGAGAAUGCUUCCCCCAUGGUGCUGAUGGGGAGGGACCACCAUCCCACCCACCGCUACAACUCUGGAGACACAGCUUUCCCAUCUCUCAUAUAGAACACAAGGCCCGAUCUGCAGGGAAAGAGCAUCCAAUCCUGAGCCAGAGGGAACUGUGAAAAAACUCACUGCAACUGAUGGCGGAGAAACAAGGUCAACACCCACAUCUCUGCCCAGAUACAUCUCCCAUAAAGAAACGAAAGCGUUAAUUUACAGGGCACUGUUGCAGACCCACUUCAACUGGAAGCUAGGAACAUGAACAAGGAGCCUCUCUACCACUGAGGGAGGGACGGGAAUGUGCUCUUAUCCUGGCAUUGCCUCUAUAGGAGGGGCAGGAAACUCUGAAGGUCAGUCACCCCACACCCCAGUUCACAGUGCUGAGUGGGAGGCUUCCUCAGAACAUCAGAGAUCUCCUCGUUCCCUCACCCCUGCCACCAGGCUAAGCAGCACGGAAUAAAAAGAACAAUGGAACAUAUUAUAGCUGGGCCGAGUGCAAGAGACCAUCUCUGGUAAGCAGCACAAAGGGAAGGCACAGCAAGCCUGGGCGAUAUUAGCAAAGUAUCAUGAGAGGGAUUUGAAUUUCCUGGUUCCCAGAACAUGGCUGCCAUAACAAACUCUAAUCCCAGCCUACCUCUCAACUAUGUGACCACAAACCCCUACCCUAAGGCGUACCUGAGGGAGAACUGCUCAUCAAUAACCUAAAAACUAUAUCAAUGUCAGUGAGCUGAUGAAAAUACAAAUUAAAAACCUAUUUACUCCAAUACACUAUCCUAUAAAAUAAUACUAUUGCUGUCAACAAAAAUUAGAAGCCAAGACAUCCCAUUUUAUGUUUAUGUGAGAUCUUUAUUUGUGUCAAAUUAAGGUCGGACUGCGGAGUUCAGGAGACCCGGACCGAGGUGACGCCGGGCAUCACCUCUCCUGCCCGCCAUGGCAGGAGUUCGCCUCCCCCGGGGAAGGCGAUCACCAUGGCAGGCGGCCUGGCGGGCGGCAUCUACACCUAUAUUCCGUUUCCUACCGAGCACGCGAGGACCUAGGAGCGCUCGUCCCCGCCGGGCACUGGGCAUGGGGGCCUGUGGGGCACAGUGACAGCCACGGCGUCCUGGGCCUGGACAGCAGCCUCAGCUCUCUGCUCUGCGGCUCCAUUUCCGAGGCAGCGUCAGGUUCGGGAAAUUCCAAUUCCUCCUCACCCAGACGGGGGAUGUCCAGGGACUGCUGAACAUCAGGUUCGGGCUGCUGCCUGGCCUGGGCUCCAGCGUGGUCGAGGCCGUGGUGGUCGUCCGUCCUAUGGAGACCAUCGAAGUGAAGUUCAUCCACCGCCAGACCUCCCCAAACCCCAAGAACAGGUAAUUCUUCGGGGUUAGGGAGAUUGUGCGGGAACAAGGGCUGAGGUGACAUACCAGGGCCUCACGGCCGCUGUGCUGAAGCAGGGCUGGAACCAGGCCAUUGCUUCUUCGUCCUGACCUCCCUGCAGCAACUGGUGCCAAAUGGAUAAGCCCACGAACCCGCUGAUCACUGGGGUCUUCUGAGCCAUUGCGGGGCACAGCCCACGUCUUCGGAAACGCCCCUCUGGACGGGAUCCAGACCCAUAUGCGGGGCCUGGAAGUGCACAAACAGGGGAACAGGGGACUCCAGCUGCAGAUCCCGAGGAAAGGGGCUCAAGGCCGUCACAAGGGCACUGUCCCCUGCCAGUCACUGACCAGGUCUGCCUGGAUGUGGCCACAGCAUUUAUCAUCUAGGAUGAGGUGGUGAAGCCGCUCAACAAAGUGUGGAAGAGGGACUAAGCCCAGAGGGGCUGCAAGGGGACGCUCCAGGCACCUCCAGUGGGGCCCCCACCCUUGUCUCACAGGAUUCCAGGGCAGAAGUGCCAUAAGGCGCCUCCCACGUCCCUUGUGCUCUGCAGCCUGCUCUGUGCAUUGUGGCAUCAAGUCCCUGUGUCCCACAGUGCCAUGUCUUCCUUGUGUCUGUGUGUGAAACUACCACUGUGUCCACAUGUCUGGCCCAGCCAUGGCUGGCUGUCCAUCUGGCCUGUGAAUCUGUGACCACUUGCCCAUGUGCUUACUGUGAGCCUGGGCCUGUGUUUCAUGUUCUGUGUCAUGUGACACUGUGCCCUGCCUGCCCUGGGGUACUUGUGUUGCCUGGGUCCUUGGGUCUGUAGGUCUGACUGGGCCCCAGUCUGGUGUCUUCCACCCUGCCCUGGCCUACCACAGCUGCCUCCAGGCCUCAGCCUGUUUUCACCGCAUUCAAGGGACUGCAACCCCACCUUUGCCCACCAUUGUCCUUAACUGGCCCCCUGGGCCUCCCUUGGCCCAGGAUAGGGUGGCACCCAGGACUCUCAGGACCACCCUGAAAAGGCAGAAUCAACUGAAUCCUGUUGAAAAAAGAACUGGAAAAGAUGAAGCAUGGAAGAAAAUAAGGUACAAGGAAAAGGUGUCAGAAGAAAUUAGACAUCACAUAAACUUUGAAUAUUGGAAAUAUAUGUUAAAUGUUUCAGUAAAAACAAAUGGAGAAAAGAGAAUAUCAAAAUAAUUUUGAGACCAGCCAUGGUGGCUCAUGCCUGUAAU
Rhinopithecus roxellana (golden snub-nosed monkey) is the source of this 3551-nucleotide messenger RNA. RefSeq names its product zinc finger protein 681-like. The record is from RefSeq and is a predicted model, not a curated record. Gene Ontology annotation, biological process: negative regulation of transcription by RNA polymerase II. NCBI's taxonomy places the organism in Eukaryota, Metazoa, Chordata, Mammalia, Primates, Cercopithecidae. The transcript is spliced from 5 exons. Gene Ontology annotation, molecular function: DNA-binding transcription repressor activity, RNA polymerase II-specific. The coding region runs from base 1 to 903 and encodes 300 amino acids.